This is a messenger RNA of Sceloporus undulatus (fence lizard), 1135 nucleotides long. It is a transcript of the gene CKAP2L, whose product is annotated as cytoskeleton associated protein 2 like. Lineage: Eukaryota; Metazoa; Chordata; Lepidosauria; Squamata; Phrynosomatidae. Gene Ontology annotation, cellular component: centrosome; mitotic spindle; cytosol. The transcript is spliced from 5 exons. Bases 1 to 1134 code for a protein of 377 amino acids. The record is from RefSeq and is a predicted model, not a curated record.
AUGGCAGCCCCUGCGGUUGGCAAAAGCUGGGUGGCCCUUUGCCAAGUUGCAUCCCCACUGGCUCCUCUCCAUCAGGAGAAUUGUCCCAGGAUUCCCCUCUGCAAAGACCUUCUUUCCAAAGGUGGGGUCUCUGGGGUGCGCUGGAAAGGUCAGGGUCAGACCCAUUUCCAUGAGAAGCAUCCAGAAGGAGCAGACACUGUGGUGACAAUGUGCCUUUCUCUCCUUAGGAAGCUUCUAGAGGCAUGGCUGGCAUCCCGAGGCAAAUGCUACAAGCGGCCCCCCAUGGCCUUUUCUGCUGCGAAGCCCCUAAAGCGUGGAAAGGCCAGCCUGAACCACUCUUUCAGGGGUCUCAUGGAGGAGGAGAGGAAGGAGCAGCUCCAUGUGGCCAGCGAGAUCACGCACACCUUGACAGAGUGCCGGAAAAUGGCAGAAGAGGGUUUUCCUCUGGAGGAGCUCCUUGCUCUGGUCUCCCGCAUCCCUAAAGUGGAGAGGUUUGCCCAGUUCUGGAUCUGCAAGGCAAAGCUACAGGCACAGCAAGGCCCUUUGGAUGUGGCAGGCUCUACGAAGCGGCUGUCCGUGCUGGGGCUGUGUCCCAGCAAAAGGGUGGGAAUGAAGCACAGGAGCUGCUGCACCCACCUGGAGCUGCCAGGUGCCAGCUUGUACUUCUCCCUCUUAUUGCAGCCGCUGCAGGAGCUGCGGAAUGCCAUCUCAAGUAUUUUGAAGACUGCCAGCGAGCCAGCUGGGGCCCAACCUGAUCACACCAGUGUUCUCCCAGAAGAGGAAGAGGCAGGGGCUGUUUCCCGGCGCUUCUGCCAUGAAGGCCUGCCCUGGCCUCAGCCCCUCUCAGCCAUCAAGUUCCAGAUCCUUCCGCUGCCCAGAGCAAAAGAGCAGAGCGCACAGCCAGAGGUGAGGCUCCUGACCCCCGUGAGGCGCUCCCUGCGCAUAGAGAGCACUACUGCCAACUACCCACAGAUGCUGAAAGACCAUGACCUCGUGGUUUCCUCCCUUGAGGAAAUUAUGGCUACAGACCACAGGAGCCAGUUCGUCUUCCGUAACAAUGAAGCUUUUCCUGGCAGAGUGGAGGUAGCCAGCUUUCUGACUGGACUUGCCACCCCAGCCAAAUGGCCACGAUGAA